AUGGGUCUGCUACCUGGGAAGCCAAACAAUGGGGAAGCCAAACCAGCUGGGAAGCCAAACCAACUGGGAAGCCAAAGCAACUGGGAAGCCAAACAGCUGGGAAACCGAACCAACUGGGAAGCCAAACCAACUGGGAAGCCAAACAGCUGGGAAGCCAAACCAACUGGGAAGCCAAACCAGCUUGGAAACCAAACCAACUGGGAAGCCAAACCAACUGGGAAGCCAAACAGCUGGGAAGCCAAACCAACUGGGAAGCUAAACCAGCUGGGAAACCAAACCAACUGGGAAGCCAAACAGCUGGGAAGCCAAACCAACUGGGAAGCCAAACCAGCUGGGAAACCAAACCAACUGGGAAGCCAAACAGCUGGGAAGCCAAACAGCUGGGAAGCCAAACCAACUGGGAAGCCAAACCAGCUGGGAAACCAAACCAACUGGGACGCCAAAGCAACUGGGAAGCCAAACCAACUGGGAAGCCAAACCAGCUGGGAAGCCAAACAGCUGGGAAGCCAAACAGCUGGGAAACCAAACCAACUGGGAAGUCAAACCAGCUGGGAAGCCAAACAGCUGGGAAGCCAACCAGCUGGGAAGCCAAACCAGCUGGGAAGCCCGAUAGCUGGGAAACCAAACCAACUGGGACGCCCAACAGCUGAGAAGCAAAACCAGCUGGGAAGCCCAACCAACUGGGAAGCCAAACAGCUGGGAAGCCCAACCAACUGGGAAGCCAAACCAGCUGGGAAGCCAAACAGCUGGGAAGCCAAACAGCUGGGAAACCAAACCAACUGGGAAGUCAAACCAGCUGGGAAGCCAAACAGCUGGGAAGCCAAACAGCUGGGAAACCAAACAGCUGGGAAACCAAACCAACUGGGAAGUCAAACCAGCUGGGAAGCCAAACAGCUGGGAAGCCAAACAGCUGGGAAACCAAACAGCUGGGAAACCAAACCAACUGGGAAGUCAAACCAGCUGGGAAGCCAAACAGCUGGGAAGCCAAACCAGCUGGGAAGCCCGAUAGCUGGGAAGCCCAACCAACUGGGAAGCCAACCAGCUGGGAAGCCAAACCAGCUGGGAAGCCCGAUAGCUGGGAAGCCCAACCAACUGGGAAGCCAAACCAGCUGGGAAGCCAAACAGCUGGGAAGCCAAACAGCUGGGAAACCAAACCAACUGGGAAGUCAAACCAGCUGGGAAGCCAAACCAGCUGGGAAGCCCGAUAGCUGGGAAACCAAACCAACUGGGACGCCCAACAGCUGA
Cyclopterus lumpus (lumpfish) is the source of this 1245-nucleotide messenger RNA. RefSeq names its product basic salivary proline-rich protein 4-like. Lineage: Eukaryota; Metazoa; Chordata; Actinopteri; Perciformes; Cyclopteridae. The transcript has 2 exons. Bases 1 to 1245 code for a protein of 414 amino acids. The record is from RefSeq and is a predicted model, not a curated record.